GAGCCCGGCGCGAGCACUUCAGUCCACUCGACGUCCUCUCGGCGGCAACAAGGUCCUCCGGAGAGCCCGCAGCGGACUGCUCUCCCUCCGGUCCAACGAACGGCUCCCAGUCGGUUCUCCUCCUCCCGCCGCCCUCUCUUUUGGUACGAGACGGACUUUACGGUUGGCAGCCAAGUGGUCACAUGAUGGAGGAACUUCACGACGUCCAGCUGACUGAGAUCAAACCGCUCCUGACUGGACAGAACGGAGGCAACCUGCAGGACUUUAACUGUCAGGAGUACGACGUGGAGACGAGUCACUGUGUGCUGCACGUGACCAUGAGAGGGGUUGCUAAGGGCAACCGGCCCACCAUCCUUACCUACCAUGACAUUGGACUCAACCACAAGUCUUGUUUUAACAGCCUGUUUAACUACGAGGACAUGCAGGAAGUGACUCAGCACUUCUCGGUUCUGCACGUGGACGCUCCAGGACAACAGGAGAACGCUCCCACUUUCCCCACUGGGUACCAGUAUCCAACAAUGGAGGAGUUGGCUGCCAUGCUGCCAUCAGUCCUCACACAGUUACAGAUCAAAAGUGUGAUUGGUAUCGGAGUCGGCGCUGGAGCCUACGUUCUCACCAAACUGGCUUUAAAUGAGCCCAGUCUGGUGGAGGGUUUAGUUCUGAUCAAUAUUGAUCCCUGUGCCAAGGGCUGGAUGGACUGGGCCGCAUCCAAGCUGAGCGGAUGGACCAGCAACCUGGUGGACAUCAUCAUGGGACACCACUUCAGCACUGAUGAGUUGACCGAGAACAAGGAGAUAAUCCAGACCUACCGAUUACACAUCUCUCAGGACAUUCCCCUGGACAACCUGGCUUUGUUCUACAACAGCUAUGACAGUCGGACCGAGUUGCAGAUGGAGCGUCCGGUGCCUGGUUUGAACGACAACGCGGUGAACACGCUCAGGUGUCCUGCUCUGCUGGUAGUUGGAGAUACAUCGCCUGCUGUCGAUGUUGUGGUGGAGUGUAAUUCCAGACUGAACCCCACCAAGACCACCCUGCUCAAGAUGGCGGACUGUGGUGGUCUUCCACAAGUGGUGCAGCCUGGAAAACUGGCGGAGGCCUUCAAGUAUUUUGUGCAGGGGAUGGGCUACAUGCCCACGGCCGGUAUGACCCGCCUGGUCCGCUCCAGGACUCACUCGGCCUCAAGCGUCGGCUCGGGCGAUGGCGUCCGGAGCCGCGGUUCCAUCAACACGCCCCCGGAGAGCGCGCCGCCCACUCGCCCUUAACCCCGCCCCUUUCCCGGCGGGCCUCGGAGACGACGGCGGAGGACUGCAUCCUUUCUAUUCUCUUCCCGAGUGCAGUUUUAGCCGCCGUUUAGCGUCCCUCCCACUGUAGCCGAGCGAGUUCGCCCAAAUGAGGUCGAGACGAGGGCGGCCAUUUUGGCGCGCUAAGGAAGGCUUUGUUGGUGUGUUGCAUUCACUUCCUCCCUCCCUCCCUCCAGCCCUGCGGUUGCCGUGGUGAUGCUGUUGAUGGCGUUCAUAUGAGGUGUUGUAUUUAUGAUUCAGUGGACUGUUUUAGCAGCUCUGCUCUUUUUACCGCUAGAACCUUCUUGAUUGGCUUUGCUGUCGUAGUUGCCUGCUCCUCCAGCCACCAGUACCAUGGAACCAAUUCAGUUACCAUUAUGUUACACUUACGGAACCAAUGAUGUUACAUUUACGGAACCAAUGAUGUUACAUUUAUGAAAACAUUUGUUACACUUACGGAACCAAUUAUGUUACAUUUAAGAAAACAAUUAUGUUUCAUUUAUGAAAACAAUUAUGUUACAUUUACGGAAACAUUUGUUACAUUUACGGAACCAAUUAUGUUAUAUUUAAGAAAACAAUUAUGUUAAAUUUAUGGAACCAAUUCAGUUACCAUUUAUGUUAGAUUUACGGAACCCAUUAUGUUACAUUUAGGGAACCAAUUAAGCUACAUUUACGGAACCAUUUGUUAUAUUUACGAAACCAAUGAUGUUACAUUUAUGAAAACAAUUGUUACAUUUAUGGAUCCAAUUAAGUUACAUUUACGGAACCAAUUAUGCUACAUUUACGAAACCAAUUAAUUGUUAUGAAAACAAUUGUUACAUUUUCGGAACCAACUAUGUUACAUUUAGGAAAACUAUGUUACAUUUAUGGAACCAAUUAUGUUACAUUUAAGAAAACAAUUGUUACAUUUAUGGAACCAAUUAUGUUACAUUUAAGAAAACAAUUGUUACAUUUAUGGAACCAAUUCAGUUACCAUUUAUGUUACAUUUACGGAACCCAUUAUGUUACAUUUAUGGAACCCAUUAUGUUACAGUUACAGAACCCAUUAUGUUACAGUUACAGAACCCAUUAUGUUACAUUUAGGGAACCAAUUAAGUUACAUUUACGGAACCAAUUGUUAUAUUUACGAAACCAAUGAUGUUACAUUUAUGAAAACAAUUGUUACAUUUAUGGAUCCAAUUAAGUUACAUUUACAAAACCAAUUAUGCUACAUUUACGGAACCAAAUUAUGUUACAUUUAAGAAAACAAUUAUGUUACAUUUAUGAAAAAAAUUAUGUUACAUUUACGGAACCAAUUAUGUUACAUUUAGGAAAACAUUCGUUACAUUUAAGGAACCCAUUAUGUUACAUUUAUGGAACCAAUUCAGUUACCAUUAUGUUACACUUCCGGAACACAUUAAGUUACAUUUACGGAACCAAUUGUUAUAUUUACGAAACCAAUGAUGUUACAUUUAUGAAAACAAUUAUGUUACAUUUAAGAAAACAAUUAUGUUACAUCUAAGAAAACAAUUAUGUUACAUUUAUGAAAAAAAUUAUGUUACAUUUAAGUAAACAAUUAUGUUCCAUUUAAGUAAACAAUUGUUACAUUUAUGAAAACAUUUGUUACAUUUACGGAACCAAUUAUGUUACAUUUAAGGAACCCAUUAUGUUACAUUUAUGGAACCAAUUCAGUUACCAUUAUGUUACACUUACGGAACCCAUUAAGUUACAUUUACGGAACCAAUUGUUAUAUUUACGAAACCAAUGAUGUUACAUUUAGGAAAACAAUUGUUACAUUUACGGAACCAAUUAAUUGUUAUGAAAACAAUUAUGUUACAUUUACGGAACCAAUUAUGUUACAUUUAAGAAAACAGUUGUUACAUUUAUGAAAACAAUUAUGUUACAUUUAAGAAAACAAUUAUGUUACAUUUAUGAAAACAAUUAUGUUACAUUAAUGAAAACAAUUAUGUUACAUUUAAGAAAACAAUUAUCUUACAUUUAAGAAAACAAUUAUGUUACAUUUAACAAAACUAUUAUGUUACAUUUAACAAAACUAUUAUGUUACAUUUACGAAACCAAUCUUGAUCUGUGUAGUGAACCUCAACCUUUUUCUUGAAAACCCCUACGGUACUUCCUGUCUGAAAGGUGUCUGUGAGGUGCUGCUAGCAUGGCUAUAAGUGUGUUGAAGUGUUCUCUAUGGCGAGCAUGCUGCGUGUGGAGUGACAAACAGUCCAGUGGUUGCAGUCUCGUGCGUGAGCGUAGUUCACCAUCGUAACCAGCAACUCACAAUUUCACGCGAUGCAGUUAGCUGCAGUGUUUUUAUUGUAGUGGUCUUUAUACACAACAAUGGGCUGCCACUAAACCUGCGGGUGCAGACCUUUGAUUGAAAUAUAACGUCAGUUGCAGCCAUGAAUGGGACUUCUGAAUAGUCAUUUUCAGUAUUUCACAUCUAUCGUGGUGGACUAUAAAGAUGAAAACUCUUAAAUACUUCUGCACAUAUUUGUAUGACAUUUGGGCCAGCUGUGAAAUGUAUUUAUAUUAUGGCAGCAAUGUCACCUAAGGGCCAUUUUUAACUGGCCCUCGGCCAGUUGUAAAGAUACAAUGAAUGUACUGUUCAUUUAAUUUCACACCAAUUUGCUUUGUUCCCUCCAACAGAAAGAGAUUGUUGAUUUUGUUCAGAUAGUUUGGCACAGGGGUGUCCAAACUCUUCCCACUGAGGGCCAUUUUGAUAUAUGUCUUUGUCAAAUCUAAUACAAUAUAUAGAUUUUGUAUUUUUUAACAUCAAGAAGUCCCCUCAAGUUUGAACGAAUCUCAGUCACAAAAAAUGUUAAGCUAUAUUAUUAUUUUUUAUUCAACACUUAAGUCUUUAGACAAAUUUCAGGUCUAUCAGUCGUUAUAAAGUAAUUUUUAAAAAAUGUUUUAAGUCCUUUGCGUCAAAAUCCUGUUUAUGGUAAAAACACAAUGUGAAAUAUUUUCCCCAAAGACAUUUUCAAAGUGAAAUAUUUGUUGUGAAGCAAUUGGAGCCUUAAAUAUGUCAAGUCAUCGCAUUGAUUUUAAAUCGUUUUUUUUUCUAACCAUGACAGUUGUUCAAAAGAGUUCAAAACAAGCCAUACAUUUUUUCCCCAUCCAUUCGUUUUUAUUUUUCAUGCCUUUUUUGUCAAAACACACAUAUUUAUAUAAAAAUAAGCCAUACAUUUUUUUCCUCAUCUAUUCGUUUUUUUAUGCCUUUUUUGUCAAACACACACAUAUAUAGCAAAUACGCAAUAUUUUCCUCAUAAAAUACUGGUAUACUUCAAAGUGGAAUAUUUGCUGUGAAGUAAUUGAUUUUGACUAAUUACUUUUGAGCAAUGACAAGUUUUAAAGAAAAAAACCCAGCCUGCUUCGUGUUAUUAGUCAGGAUUGCAACUUCUUUAAUUCAUUGGUUUACUUUUUUUUUUUAAUCCCCCCCCAUAGUAUUUUUUUCCAAAUGUGCCGCUGGCCACAAAUAGCUGCCAGGCCACACUUUGGACACCCCUGGUUUAGCAUAUUUCCUCCUCCAUUAGAUAGCUUUAAGCAUAUUUCCAGUAGAAAAAAGUAGCAGAGUGACGCCAGGAUCCUUCAAUGUUUUUGUGUAUUGCGGUAUGAUGCUACCCCCCAGUGGAGUAUUGAAGCAGUUGUUUUUUUUGAAAAGCCACACAAGUUUAGUGGACUGAGGGCUUUAAAGGCAGUUCUUCUCUCUUCCCAUGUGUAAAGCAACAUUUCGACAUUUGAAAUUUGUACUUGCUGGAUGUUCCUUUGUACUGAAAUAAAAGCUUGUUAUGUGAAGCGCA
This is a messenger RNA of Nerophis lumbriciformis (worm pipefish), 5068 nucleotides long. RefSeq names its product protein NDRG3-like. Lineage: Eukaryota; Metazoa; Chordata; Actinopteri; Syngnathiformes; Syngnathidae. The record is from RefSeq and is a predicted model, not a curated record.